CCUCACCAUAUUGCCCUGCCCACCGCCCACGUGCCAUUUUUUGAGCCCGCAUAUCUUCGGCGCCAUCUGCGGUACCUUCAAAGUUGCUAUCACCACCGUUUGCGACCAGUGCACGCCCUUCGAAACGCGUCGCCCACGGCACGCUCCACCACGAUGCCUGCCCGCAAGCGCGCCGCGAGCGAGAUGGAGGUGGAAGGGGGUGUCGAGACACCGAGCACAUUACAGAGGCUGCGCAACAUGUGGCAGUUCGCAAACCUCGCACAGUACAUUGCUAUUUUCGGCGACGCAGUCAAGAUCGACAAAGACUUUGACAUCGAGGAGCUGGAGUCUGAAUGCUUGAAGCCUGGGCCGUCCGAGAAGCUUGCGCAGAUCGGGCUGGCGCUUUUGAAGCAUGUGUCUUCACACAAGGGUCUAACACCAGCCAUCUUCGACGAAUACACCCGCCGCCAAUAUGUCGCCAAAGCGCCCGAGCGAAAUCCUUUCGGUGAGGAGGACGAGCCCAACAAGUUCGACGACUUCGACAUCUUCACCAAAAUCCGUGUGCUGCAACAACUCUCCAUAUGGACAUUGAACAACCCCAACUCGAUACGAGAGAGGCUGGCAGCCACGGACAGCGAACAGACAUUAUGGCGCAUGGAGCCCACUGGCUGGGACUCAGAUGAUCGAGUUCUGUUCGUCCUAGACGACAACCGCAUGUAUCGCCGCACCGAUCCACCUCCGCCCGCGCCUCCACAGAAGGCCAAAGCCAAUCCCAAGCCAAAGGCAAAGAAGUCUAGAGGCACCCGCGCCAGCAAGCGCCAGAAUCAGUCAACACCAGAACCUGAAGGAGAGAUCGAGGAAGAAGAGGCUGCAGCCGUUCAAGAGCCAGAAGUGGUCGAGGACGAUGGUCUUGGUGGCAUGAAGUGGGAAUGCCUCUGCAUCACACUAGAAGACUACCACGAUUAUCUCAGCAGCAUUCGCAGAAGUCGAGACCCCAAUGAGAAGAUAUUAUACAAGCGUCUCAAGGAGGAGGUCAUACCUGUCAUGGAGGGACUAGCUGAAGAGCAGGCACGGAAACAAGCUCGCAAAGCAAAGGAACUCGAGAAUCUGCAGAAACUGGCCACCGCGAAACGCUCCUCUCGUAUCUCAGCCAGGGUUGAGAAGCAAAAGGAGGUUGAAGAGACCGAAGCUGCCGAACGCAAGAGGCAAGAAGAGCUUGCUAUGGCUAAGGCUGAGCAAGCAAAACAGAAGAAACUGGAAGAGGCGCACGACUCCCGCCGCAUGACACGGGAGCAGCGACUCCGUGAACGUGAAACCGCGAAGAUCCUCAAGGAAGAAGAACUCCGCAAGUUGCAGGACAACGAGCAGAAGCUGGCCUCCAACAAUGCUCGACUUUCCGAACGACAUCUCAAGGCGAUGAUGAAGCAACAUGAAGCAGACCUCAAGAGACUCAAUGAGGAGGAAGAUUGGUUUUUCGAUUGUGAGAAGUGCGGUGUCUAUGGGUCGAAUCUUAACGACAAUUCGCCACAAGUAUCGUGCGAGAAGUGCAACGUCUGGCAGCACGUCAAGUGCCAUGGUAUCUCCGAAGAAGAGGUGGAAGACUCCAAGUUCGAGUUCGUCUGCACGUCCUGCAAGCGCAAAGAGGAGGAAGCCAACAAGCCUAAGCUGCCACCGCUAAAAUUGCGAUUAACUUCAGCAUCACCAGCUUCGCAAGCGAACGGGGAAGGGUCUUCAGGCUUGUCACGCCGUUUGGAGUCUGUCUCGAUACCCGCGCCACGACCAACCUCGUCGCAAAGCCAUCAACCUCAUUUCCAGCCUGCGCAGCCCUGGGUAGAUGGACCUAGUCUGUCUCCUCGCGGCCAAGCACUUGGCCCUCCUGGCAUUCAGAACUCAGAAGCUGCUUACGGAUCGCCAUCUCGUCUCCUAGACGCCAGCUCUUCGCCUAUACGACAACGGCCAGCCUCUUCAUCGCGACCAGCCGAGAGCUCCUUCAGGUCGAAUGGCCUAGGCUCUUCACCGCCACCCUUCAACCUUCCGCGGGCGCCCAGAAGUCCGUUCAAGAGCAUACGCAUGCCUCUUCCCCAGCAAAACGGCAGCUCAUUUGGCCUAUCGAAUCCAUUCGGUCCAGCACAGCAUACCCCCGUCGCCCAGAGCUUCAACCAGAGCUUCAGCCGGCCAAGCACAGCCGCCGGACCCCCUGGAUCACCCGUAAAGCACUCACCCGCAAACUCCCCCCGCCCUGCGAACGGUCUCCCAGCAGUCUACAACUUCAACAGCCCGCACUCCUCCUUCCCACCCAGCUCCGCCCAGCGGCCCUCCUUCUCACCCAUAAAACACAGCUCGCCAGCGCCCAUGCCACAUAUGUCCUCGCCCGCGCCAGCACCAGUCCGCAUUGCUCCUUCGCCGAGCCAAAUGCCUGCGCAGAUACUGCCCGAUGCUAUUCCCGCGCCGCUGAAGCAUGAUGGUGCGAGGCCGAUGAGCAGUCAUGAGAUGAGCGAGACGCCGGUUUUCCCGCCAAUUAAGAGUCUGAAUCCGGAUGCGAGUCCGCAGAUUUUGAGUCCGCCGGUUAAGAAGAGUAGUCCGGCUCCGGAUAGGCAUCGGCUUGCGCCGAUUGGGGAGAAUGGGUUUGGGAAUGGAUCGCCUCAUUGAGCAAGAAAGGGUUCGAGGUGUCUGACUUCUUGUUUCGAUUGUCUUGGUUUUUAUGGGAUUGUUUUGCGCAGUCUGGAUCACUGCUUGCAUGCGCAAUGCGGCGUUAAUGAAGGGGUUGAACCAGAUAUCUGGGUUUUGCAUGUAUGGUAUCUUAACUUGCGUCUAGAGGCGGGUCGUGGCUGCUUGGAGGUGCGGUGAGCUGCACCUUCCCUUCUUGUUAAGUGUAUUACUACAUUCAGAGUGGAGAAGAGGAAGCAACAAACCACGAACAUUAUCAACGAUCUACAAGUGGCAAUUCACUG
Messenger RNA from Macroventuria anomochaeta, 2930 nucleotides. RefSeq lists its product as uncharacterized. The transcript is spliced from 5 exons. Lineage: Eukaryota; Fungi; Ascomycota; Dothideomycetes; Pleosporales; Didymellaceae. Gene Ontology annotation, cellular component: RSF complex. The coding region runs from base 154 to 2628 and encodes 824 amino acids. The record is from RefSeq and is a predicted model, not a curated record. Gene Ontology annotation, biological process: regulation of DNA-templated transcription.